This is a messenger RNA of Apus apus (common swift), 1395 nucleotides long. RefSeq names its product phospholipid phosphatase 6 (gene PLPP6). NCBI's taxonomy places the organism in Eukaryota, Metazoa, Chordata, Aves, Apodiformes, Apodidae. The record is from RefSeq and is a predicted model, not a curated record. The transcript is spliced from 3 exons. Gene Ontology annotation, molecular function: sphingosine-1-phosphate phosphatase activity. Bases 64 to 876 code for a protein of 270 amino acids.
CCUCCCUGCCGCCAGGGGGCGCCUCGGCGCCGCCACCGAGAGGGAAGGGAGCGCCUCGGCUCCAUGGCAACCAGGCCACCUCCUGUCGCCAUGCCGAGCCCCCGGAGCAGCCGCGAACGCCGCGCCGGCAGCGGCAGCAGCAGCAGCGGCCGUCUGGAGUUCCUGUCCCUGGUGAACCAGCGCAGCCCCGGCGGCCCGGACAGCCCGUCACGCCGCAAGGAGUCAGGCAGCUCCACAGCAGCCCCGCUGCCCGAGGAGGACUGCAUGAAGCUGAACCCCUCCUUCCUGGGCAUCGCCCUCAGCUCCCUGCUCGCCAUCGACCUCUGGGCCUCCAAGCGCCUGGGCGUCUGCGCCAGGGAGGGCUCGGCCUGGGGCAGCGCCCGGCCCCUCAUGAAGGUGAUCGAGGUGUCGGGGCACGGCAUCCCCUGGCUGCUCGGCACCUUCUACGGGCUCUGCCAGAGUGACAGCUCAGCGGCCAGGGAGGUGCUGCUCAACCUGCUCUUCGCGCUGCUGCUGGACCUCGUGCUGGUGGCGGUGGUGAAAGGGCUCGUCAGGCGGCCGCGGCCCACGCACAACAAGAUGGACAUGUUCGUCACCGUCUCGGUGGACAAGUACUCCUUCCCCUCAGGCCACGCCACCAGAGCCGCCCUGGUCUGCCGCUUCCUCCUGCACCACCUGGUGCUGGCUGUCCCGCUGCGGGUCCUCGUGGUGCUCUGGGCUCUCAUCGUUGGCCUCUCGAGGGUCAUGCUGGGCAGGCACAACGUGACGGACGUGCUGUUUGGUUUGCUGCUGGGCUAUGCUCUGUACAGUGUGGUGGAGUACUGCUGGCUGUCGCCACUCAGCGCCCCAGCCCUCUUUGCCCUCUGGAGCCACUGAUGGCUGGGGCCCUCCCAAAGGAGGAGGCGUGCAUCUGGUCUUCUAAGCACGCACAGGGAAGGGAUACUGGGACUUGAACUCCCAUCCUAGACCCCGCUGAGGUCUAGCCAAGACUUCAACACUAGCAGUGCUGAAGGUUCCUGGGCCCACACUUAGAUGUUUGGUGCUGUCCUGCCCUCCUGAUGGGCUGUCAGGCAGGGUGUGCACUGGCCAAGCAGCUGCACUGACUGUUCUCCCAUGAAAAACCAGUUCUUGCAGAGCCCAGGGAGGGCUCAGCACAUUCACCCGGCAGCUCACUGCUGAUACUGUGAAUCUGCACACCCUUGCUGGGCACCUGCUGCAUUAGCCCAUGGUGUAUGUGGUAGCUGUAGCUUUGCAGGGGUUUCUUUGUGACUGUCCAUGUAUUUGUAUGCUGUAAAUAUACUGAUCACGUUGUUGUCGUGAGUGUGCACAGCCUACUCCAUAGUGUCUGUCUGGAGAGGACUCACUGGUGACUCCUCAGGUUCAAAAAGAACUCCA